AUACCUCUCCGCGCCCCCGCCCUCCGUGUCCCCAUGGCUUCACCUCACCGCAGGUAUACGACACUCAUCCUAGACCUGGGCGACGUCCUCUUCUCUUGGUCAUCCAAGACCAACACACCUAUCCCUCCCAAGAAGCUGAAGGAGAUCCUCUCGUCCCUGACCUGGUUCGAGUACGAGCGCGGUCGGAUAUCACAGGCCGAGUGCUAUGACCGGGUCAGCUCCGAGUUCAGUCUUGACGCUGCCACCAUCGCAGAAGCGUUCCAGCAGGCUCGCGACUCUCUGCGACCGAACGAAGAGUUCCUGGCGUUGAUUCGCGAACUCCGCCAACAAACGCAUGGUCAGCUUACCGUCCUCGCGCUCUCGAACAUCUCACUCCCCGACUAUGAAUACAUCAUGGCUCUCGACUCGGACUGGACGUCGGUCUUCGACCGCGUCUUCCCUUCUGCCCUCGUCGGCGAGCGCAAGCCACAUCUGGGGGCGUACCGCCGUGUCAUCUCUGAGAUGCACCUAGACCCAGAAACGACCGUCUUUGUGGACGACAAGCUGGACAACGUGGUGUCCGCGCGAUCGCUCGGGAUGCACGGCGUGGUCUUCGACUCCCAGGAGAACGUCUUCCAGACGCUGAGGAAUAUCUUCGGCGACCCGAUACAUCGCGGACGUGACUAUCUCCGCAGGCAUGCCGGUCGUCUGGAGACAUCUACGGACGCCGGCGUUGUCUUCGAGGAAAACUUUACGCAGCUCAUCAUCUACGAACUAACAAAUGACAAAUCCCUCAUCACGACAUCAGACUGUCCCCGCACUUGGAACUUCUUCCGCGGGAAGCCCUUGUUCUCGGCCUCGUUUCCCGACGAUGUGGACACGACGUCGGUUGCCCUGACAGUGUUGCGCCCACCCCGCACGCUUGUCAACUCGAUCUUGGACGAGAUGCUAGAGUAUGUCGACGCCGACGGCAUCAUGCAGACCUACUUCGACCACUCGCGCCCGCGGAUGGAUCCGUUCGUCUGUGUCAACGUCCUGUCGCUGUUCUACGAGUACGGCCGGGGACAGGACCUCCCGAAGACCCUCGAAUGGGUAUACGAGGUUCUGCUGCACCGCGCCUACAUCGGCGGCUCGCGGUACUACAUGUCCGCGGACUGCUUCCUCUUCUUCAUGAGCCGCCUUCUCCAACGUAUCACCGACCCAGCCGUCCUGAACCGCCUCCGCCCGUUGUUCGUCGAGCGCAUGCACGAACGUGUCAGCGCACCGGGCGACUCCAUGGAGCUCGCGUUCCGCAUCCUCGCUGGCUCGUCCGUCGGCAUCCAGUUCCCACGUGACCUGGAGAAGCUCCUCGCCGCGCAGUGCGCCGACGGCGGCUGGGACCUGUGCUGGUUCUACCAGUAUGGGUCCACCGGCGUGAAGGCAGGCAACCGCGGGCUCACCACCGCGCUCGCCAUCAAGGCUAUCGAGAGCGCUAUCGCGCGCCCUCCGUCCCCCGCUCUAUCAGCUGUAUCGUCGUCGAAACUGGAAGUGCCGAAACCAAUUCUCCAGCGUCCCCUCAGCCCGCGCCGGCUUGGCGACUUCCUGAUGCCCUGGAGGAGAGCACAGCGCGAGGUCGCGGUUUCCAGCUAGAGCGUCCGAUUCGCCGCACCCCACCCCAUCCCUCCCUCUCAUUUCCUCACCUCCGCCUACAUUGCCCCCUUCCGGUCCCCGCCGCCGCACCCCCUCUCUCGCGCGGGGCACCAGCUGUAGAUAUGUAUGUAUUGUGAUGUACAGGUAUCGGCGUCAGUCCUUCUCGCUUUGCUAAGUCUCGGUAGCUCUCGGACCGCGCUGUUCUCGCCCUCGCCGCUCAUUAUUACGCCUAUCGUAGUAGACCCUCCC
Messenger RNA from Trametes versicolor FP-101664 SS1, 1857 nucleotides. RefSeq names its product HAD-like protein. The record is from RefSeq and is a predicted model, not a curated record. The transcript is spliced from 4 exons. The coding region runs from base 34 to 1608 and encodes 524 amino acids. Lineage: Eukaryota; Fungi; Basidiomycota; Agaricomycetes; Polyporales; Polyporaceae.